Messenger RNA from Eruca vesicaria subsp. sativa (arugula), 684 nucleotides. The record is from the annotation of a GenBank genome assembly. Lineage: Eukaryota; Viridiplantae; Streptophyta; Magnoliopsida; Brassicales; Brassicaceae.
AUGUCUCUGCUCCUGAGACGGCUCUGGAGUCUCGGCCGUGGGAAGCCUCCUGUGUCCGUGAGAUCCUCUCUUUUUCCUCUUCACUCCAAAGCAAUCUCAACUUCAUUGCUGCAAACCCCUCCUUGUAAAAUCAUCGUGGCUGAGUCUUGUGGUGGGGGUCUCGGAAAACUUGUGGUUAUGUAUCUCAAUGAACUUGAGUGCACUGACGUGGAAAAGAAGGUUCCUUUGGAGUUAGUUGAUGACGAAGACGCAAAAAAGAUAACAAUAGGGGCAUCCCAUGGCUGGAUAGCUACUCUGAAGGAAGAUGGAGUCCUGCGUCUCCAAGACGAUCUCAACCCUGUGGCAUCGGAUACUAAUCCGAAACGCAUCCCUCUGCCUCCUCUUGUGACUCUGCCUCAUUGCCAAACCCAAAUCAUCACCAACGUGUCAAUGUCAUCAUCUUCUCCAGGGGAUGAUGAGGACUGUGUCGUGGCCGUCAAGUUCUUGGGACCUCAGCUCAGCUUUUGCAAACCAGCUGGUAAACCGGAGUGGACCAACAUCAAGAUCGAAAACCCCUCCUUCGUCUCCUCCCGUGUCAUGUUUUCCAAGAAAAACGAGUUGUUUCACAUUCUCGGAGAUGGAGGCAACCUCAUUGGGUCAUGGGAUCCCAACAAUCCCAGCGGCGACCCCAAAAUUUCAGAGUGA